Messenger RNA from Phytophthora infestans T30-4, 309 nucleotides. RefSeq lists its product as uncharacterized. Lineage: Eukaryota; Oomycota; Peronosporomycetes; Peronosporales; Peronosporaceae. The transcript has a single exon. Bases 1 to 309 code for a protein of 102 amino acids. Gene Ontology annotation, molecular function: hydrolase activity, hydrolyzing O-glycosyl compounds. The record is from RefSeq and is a predicted model, not a curated record.
AUGUCCAGGUUCAUUCUGCAAUCCACCCUCUCAACCCCAAGUUCGACCACUGCAGCGAUGAAGUUCCUGCUACCAGCCGCCAUCGCCCUUGCUGCAGCGACUGCCCACGCGGAGGAUUUCUGUGGUAGUACCGACAAAGAGAACGGCAAAGUUGAAGUCGGAGCGUACAAGAUCGUAAACAACAACUGGGCCGUUGCCGGCAAGCAAUGCACGGGUGUGGAUUGGAGUGAAACCACGACUAUCGCCUGGCACACGAGCUACAACAUUACCGGUGACCAGAGGUCGGAAAUAAUAAUUGCGAUUCAAUAA